Molecule: messenger RNA, 744 nt
Organism: Anopheles aquasalis
Lineage: Eukaryota; Metazoa; Arthropoda; Insecta; Diptera; Culicidae
Cellular component (GO): extracellular matrix
Source: RefSeq, a predicted model, not a curated record
AUGGCUAAGGUGCUUCUUGUUUUAUUGGCCUUGCUGGCGUUUAGUGUGGCCGCACCAUCGCGAGGCCGUUUACAGAAUCGCCGCACAACGGUAAGCUGGAACAGCACGAAUACGAUUGAAGAAGCGUCUGGGAUGGAGGCUGACAAGGGCCAACAGGAACAGCAGCAGGAGCAGCAGGAGCAACCAGAACAGGAGACCCAAGAGACUAAGAAACCAGAACGGAUGAUUGAAUACAUUGAUCGUCAAGGUGACCAGCGCUCGGGGGCUGGCUGGCUGGAAGAUCGCGAGGCCCGUAAUCGUGAGGCCAUCGGUCGUGCCCAGGGACGUCUCCCGGAGCGUGAGCAGCGCAGAUGGAACGAACGCAAGGUCAAGAAGGGAGGCAACAAUUUCCGAGGUACCGUGAAAGCCAAAGAUCUGGCGCUCGAAGCUCGGAAAGCCAACGGAGAGGAUGUGUAUUACAAUGAUUUCCCGCUGUACGACUUCGCUUACGGAGUGUACGAUCCGGCCACCGGUGACAAGAAGGAACAGUGGGAGAAGCGUGUUGGAGAUUUCGUGAAAGGAAAGUACACGCUGGAGCAGCCGGAUGGAACGAAGCGGAUUGUGGAGUACGAGGCCGAUGAUAAGAAUGGAUUUGAAGCGAUCGUGCAGGAGAUUGAUCGUAUCGAUGGCCGCAAUGGUGUGAAGUGGGGCCACACGGAUGAGGAUGUUGCCCAAAGUUACUCCAAGCUGAACAAGUACGAUUGA